This is a messenger RNA of Pseudomyrmex gracilis, 1791 nucleotides long. Its product is annotated as piggyBac transposable element-derived protein 4-like. Lineage: Eukaryota; Metazoa; Arthropoda; Insecta; Hymenoptera; Formicidae. The transcript is spliced from 4 exons. The record is from RefSeq and is a predicted model, not a curated record. Bases 1 to 1791 code for a protein of 596 amino acids.
AUGUCACGUGCUUUUACUUCGGGCGAUGAUUCGAUCUCUAGUGAUUAUAUGGAGAGUGAAACAACGGAUUCAAACAAAACAGACGAAACACCAACUUUCGCCAAUAUUCCUCCGACAAAAGUGUUUUCUAAAGCAACAAAUAAUUUUUUUGAGACUUCUGGACCUAGACGGGCGCCUCCUCCUGAUGCCACACCCAUAACCUAUUUCAAUUUAUUUUUUACUAUGUCAUUGCUCGAAACCAUCGUAAAGGAAACGAAUCAAAAUGCUACCCAGUUUUUGGCUUCACAUGCAGCUUCUGCAAAUUCUCGAGCAAAAAAGUGGACACCGACAAUAGUACACGAAAUAAAAGCCUUUAUUGCAGUCUUAAUCGAAAUGGGGAUUACAAGAAGGCCAACAGUUUAUAGUUAUUGGAUAAAAAAUUCCCGAUAUAUACCAUGGUUUGGAAAAAUGUUUUCAAGGGAUAGAUUUCAGCUGAUUUUGAAGUUUUUUCACUUGGUUAACAAUAGGUUAUUAUUUGAACCAGGCCAUCCAAAUUAUGACUCAUGUGGCAGGUUUGAUGUGCUUGUCAAACACGCAAACACUGUAUUUCAGCGACAUUACAUACCAAACCAACAAUUGUCUAUCGAUGAGUUGUUAGUUGGUACUCACUGCCACUCUGCCAUAAAACAAUACAUUCCAAACAAGAAACAUCAUAAAUGGGGAAUCAAAUUUUGGGGGAUGCUUUGCGAUUCGGUUUCUAAAUAUUGCUUGGGCUUUUUCUGCUACAAAGGAGCUAAAAGCACAGACGACAGAGAUUCAGUAGAAAAAUAUGGUCUUGGAUUUGCAGUAGUGCAAAAAUUGCUUUCAAUUAAAAAUUAUCUAAACAAAGGUUACCAUUUGUUUACAGACAAUUUUUACACAAGCUUACGCCUGGCCAAAUCCCUUUUGAAACAGAAUACAUACCUAACUGGAACAAUAAGACGCAAUCGAAAAGAGAUUCCUCCAGAAGCUAAGAAAGCAACCGUAGAAGAAGCCAAAUACCUAGCACAUAAAGAUAUUUUGAUGUGUUCUUUCAGAGACAAAAAGUCCAAACCAAACCCAGUCAUAUUGAUCUCAUCCAAUGCAGAUACUGAGAAUGUGACGAUCAAGAAAAAGAAAGGGAAUUUUGAAUACAAAAAGGUGAAACCGAGCGUGAUUGAUGACUACAAUAAAUACAUGGGAGGUGUGGAUGAGUCGGACAAAAUGUUAUAUGUGUAUUUGGACGAGCAAAGAACCUUAAAAUAUUGGAAGAAAGUAGUAUUCAAUAUAUUUGGAAGAAUGGUGCUAAACUCUUAUAUUUUAUAUGUCUCAAACACUACUGAAAAACAAAUUACUCGGCUCCAAUUCACAUCGAAGAUUAUCGAAGAUAUCGAAAAGGAGUGGAUGAAUCAUAAAAAUAGCGUGUCAACACAACCAUCUUCAUCAACCAAAAGAUUUGCUCUGGAAAAAUUACCAGGACGUAGCUUACGCCAGUGCGUGGUUGACGUAACCUUGCGCAGUACGAUCGUGUCUACGGAAUCGCUUAAGACAUCCAAGACGUGUUUGCACGAAUUUCAUUACGAUUACAUGGCACCUCUGUACCAAGAAAAAUGUAAAAUUAUGUACACCGCCACAGACAGUCUCAUUUAUUUCAUUGAAUGCGAGAACGUGUACGAUAUCAUGAAACGUGACAUCGCUCGGUUUGAUACAAGUAAGUAUCCGGCUGAUAACGUGUAUGGUAUGCCACGCGUCAACAAAAAGGUUCCAGGAUUGAUGAAGAAUGAAAAUAAUUGA